Musa acuminata AAA Group (dessert banana) is the source of this 705-nucleotide messenger RNA. RefSeq names its product transcription factor RHD6-like. The transcript is spliced from 4 exons. NCBI's taxonomy places the organism in Eukaryota, Viridiplantae, Streptophyta, Magnoliopsida, Zingiberales, Musaceae. The record is from RefSeq and is a predicted model, not a curated record. The coding region runs from base 1 to 705 and encodes 234 amino acids.
AUGUGCAGCCGCGCGACACCGGCCAUCCACACCUCGAUCAUUCAAUGCUUCUCUAACGUGCUGCUGCACCAGGUUUUAUGUGCAUGGCAUCUGAGACAGAGUAAGCUGCUCUCGUGGUUAGACCAGCUUUGUCUCAGCGAGUUAGUCGGCUAUGAACGCCAGAACAAUCUGAUGCUUGAAGGAGGAGCCUCAGAGUUCCUGAGAAGUUUCUCAAGCAGCCUUCUCCCUCCCGGUCUAUCUGAUCCCGGCAACUCAUCUAGUAGCAGAGUGGUGAGUUCUUCUUGGCAACAGGCUCUCAAUGUCAUUGACUACAAGGGAGCGUUUGGUAGCUGGUGCUACUCGAACUCCUCCUUGGUCGAACAAGGUGAUGGACUGCCAUGCAGCAGCAGCAACUACGUGAACUUGGACCCUGAGGACGACUAUGAUGCUUCGAAGCGAUUCAGCUUCGAUAUGACCCCUGGCACUGUUGAUUCUUGGCUAAUCGAGGACCGAAGUUAUGCUGAGAUGGUAAGUGCCUACAGUUCUAUGGGCGGUCGAGUGGAAGAACGCCUUAGGGUUCUUCAAGAUAUUGUUGCCAAUGGGGCAAAGGCCAUGCUCGAAAAGGCCAUUAACCAUGUGAAGUUCCUUCAGAUGCAAGUGAAGGUGUUGGAAACCGAUGAGUUCUGGUCUGCACAAGGGGGGAAAGCAGCUGAAGGAGGCUAUUGA